Hippopotamus amphibius kiboko is the source of this 5100-nucleotide messenger RNA. It is a transcript of the gene FYCO1, whose product is annotated as FYVE and coiled-coil domain autophagy adaptor 1. NCBI's taxonomy places the organism in Eukaryota, Metazoa, Chordata, Mammalia, Artiodactyla, Hippopotamidae. Gene Ontology annotation, molecular function: metal ion binding. Gene Ontology annotation, biological process: positive regulation of autophagosome maturation; plus-end-directed vesicle transport along microtubule. The transcript is spliced from 15 exons. Bases 220 to 4302 code for a protein of 1360 amino acids. The record is from RefSeq and is a predicted model, not a curated record. Gene Ontology annotation, cellular component: late endosome; autophagosome; lysosome.
CUCGUCUGGGGUGGCUGCUACGGCCACCUCUCGUCUUGCCAGCAGACGUUACGCCUUCGUGUGGGACGUCUCAGGAAAAGAGUAUAGGUUCCGAACGGAGGACACAGUGGUGUCCGAGGGCAUGUCCAGACCUCCUUCCGAUGCUGUUCCUGUCUCCUCCUCUUUAUGGGUCUCCAGCCACCGCGGUGUCCUUAAAUCACUUCAGCAGCUGCCCAAGUAAUGCUGGUGCCGCCAGGGAGUGUGACCACUGCUGAGCGGCCCCAGGCAGGAGGCGCACAGCCAGGAAAGGCAGCCCCUCGGACGGUCACGGUUACCAUGGCGUCCACCAGCGCUGAGAGCCAGCUGCAGAGAAUCAUCCGCGAUUUGCAAGAUGCUGUGACAGAACUAAGCAGAGAAUUUAAGGAAGCAGGGGAACCCAUCACAGAUGACAGCACCAGUUUGCAUAAGUUUUCUUAUAAACUUGAGUAUCUCCUUCAAUUCGAUCAGAAAGAGAAGGCCACCCUCCUGGGCAACAAGAAGGACUACUGGGAUUACUUCUGUGCCUGUCUGGCCAAGGUGAAAGGAGCCAGUGACGGGAUCCGAUUCGUCAAGUCUAUUUCGGAGCUCCGAACAUCUCUGGGAAAAGGAAGAGCAUUUAUUCGCUAUUCCUUGGUGCACCAGAGGUUGGCUGACACCUUACAGCAGUGCUUCAUGAACACCAGAGUGACCAGUGACUGGUACUAUGCAAGGAGCCCCUUUCUGAAGCCAAAGCUGAGCUCUGACAUCGUGGGCCAACUCUACGAGCUGACUGACAUCCAGUUUGACCUGGCAUCGAGGGGCUACGACCUGGAUGCUGCUUGGCCGACGUUUGCCAGGAGGACCCUGGCCACUGGCUCUUCUGCUUAUCUGUGGAGACCCCCCAGCCGAAGCUCCAGCAUGAGCAGUUUGGUGAGCAGCUACCUGCAGACUCAGGAGUUGGCCUCCAGCCUUGACCUGAGCAACCCCUUAAACAAUGAGGCACUGGAGGGCUUUGACGAGAUGCGGCUGGAGCUGGACCAGUUGGAGGUGCGGGAGAAGCAGCUGCAGGAGCAGAUGCAGCAGCUGGACAGAGAGAACCAGGAGCUGAGGGCGGCUGUCAGCCUGCAGGGAGAGCAGCUGCAGGUAGAGAAGGAGAGGGGCCGUGUCGCCGCCGAGGACAACAUUCGCCUCGCCAGCCUGGUGGCCGCCCUCCAGAAGCAGUGGGAAGUCACCCAGGCGACACAGAACACUGUGAAGGAGCUGCAGACGUGCCUGCAGGCCCUGGAGCUGGGUGCCACCGAGAAGGAGGAGGAUUACUGCUCAGCCCUGCGGCGGCUGGAGUCCUUGCUGCAGCCCCUGGCUCGGGAGCUCGAGGCCACACGCAACUCCCUGGGCAAGAAGGACCAGCACUCAGCUGAUGUCCCAGACGAGCUGGAUGCAGCCAAGCAGAAGGCCGAUGUGGCACUGGACACCAAGGGGCAGCAAGGGUGCAUCCCCAGUGACUCGGCCCUGGAGACCCAGGAGCUGGGCGAGAAGCUCCGAGCCCUGGAAAGGGAGAGCACGCGGGUCCAGGAGCUCAACAGGCAGCAGAGCGCCCAGCUGGAGCAUCUGGCCAAGGAGCUGCAGCGGAAGGAAGAGGCCCAGGCCAACCUGGAGCACCUGGUGGAGGACAUGGUCCCACUCCAGGAAGAGCUGUCCCAGAAGGGGCAGGAGGCAGCCCAGCUCCGGCACCAGCUGCAGGAGUCGCUGGCCCACUUGAGCUCCCUGGAGGAAGAGUUCGCGGAGGUGAGGCGGGAGAAGCAGCGGCUGCAGGAGGAGAAGGAGCUGCUGGAGCGGGAGGCCAGGUCCCUGAUGCGGCAGCUGCAGCUCCUGGAGACCCAGCUGGCCCAGGUGAGCCAGCACGUGAGGGACCUGGAGGAGCAGAAGCAGCAGCUCAUCCGGGACAAAGACCACCUCAGCCAGAAGGUGGGGACGCUGGAGCGACUUGCUGCGCAGUCAGGCCCAGAUGUGCCCGUGACGGCUGAGAAUCUCGAGGCUGUGAGCUCCACCCUGCAGCAAGCCUGCAGGAAGCCAGAGGGGGAGCAGAGGGGCCUGCAGGAGGGACAGACAGACGAUCCCAAGAUGCAAGGGACCAGCCAGGAGGAGAAGCUCCAGCAGGCCAACAGGGAGCUGGAGAAGGAGCUGCAGAAUGUGGUUGAGCGCAACCAGCUGUUGGAGGAUAAGCUUCAGACCCUGCAGGCUGAUUACCAAGCACUGCAGCAGCGGGAGGCAGCCAUCCGGGGCUCCCUGGCCUCUCUGGAGUCAGAGCAGGCCAGCAUCCGGCACAUGGGAGACCAGAUGCAGGCAAGCCUCCUGGCCGUGAAGAAAGCCAAGGAGACCAUGAGGGCCCACGUGGCUGAGAAGGAGGCUGCGCUGCAGAGCAAGGAGGCCGAGUGCCAGCAGCUGCGGGAGGAAGCGGAGCAGUGUCGGCAGCUAGCCGAGGCCCGGGCAGGGGAGCUCAGGGCUCUGGAGGGCCAGUGCCGCCAGCAGACUCAGCUGAUCGAGACCCUCACAGCAGACAAAGGCCAACAGGGGCUCGGCCCACCUCAAGACCACGCGCCCCAGGAGCUGGCAGCCCAGCUGGCCCUGUCUCAGGCGCAGCUGGCGAUCCAUCAGGGGGAGGCCCAGCGACUGCAGGCUGGGGUGGUGGACCUCCAGGCCAAGCUGCAGGCAGCCCUGGGUGACCGGGAGAAGGUGCAGAGCCAGCUGAGCGUGGCCGAGGGUGCUCUGAGGGAGCACAAGGCCCUCGUGCAGCAGCUGAAGGAGCAGAACGAAGCCCUCAACAGGGCCCACGUCCAGGAGCUGCUGCAGUGCUCGGAGCGUGAAGGGGCACUGCAGGAGGAGAGGGCCGGAGAGGCCCAGCAGAGGGAGGAGGAGCUCCACGCCCUGCGGGAGGAGCUGUCCCAGGCAAAAUGCAGCUCUGAGGAGGCUCAGCUGGAACACGCUGAGCUGCAGGAGCAGCUACACCGGGCCAACAUGGACACGGCCGAGCUCGGCAUCCAGGUCUGCGCGCUGACUGCGGAGAAAGAGCAGGUGGAGGGGGCACUGGCUCACGCCAUCCAGGAGCUCCAGGAUGCCAGAGACGCAGCCUCCAGGGAGCGGGAGAGCCUGGAGCACCAAGCAGCAGGGCUGCAGCGAGAGAAGGAGAGCUUGCAGGAGAGGCUGAAGGUGGCUGAGGAAGCCGCUGGCUCACUGCCUGACCUGCAGGCCCAGCUGGCUCAGGCCGAGCAGCAGGCCCAGAGCCUCAGGGAGACCGCGUGCCAGGAGCUCGACACCCUCAAGUUCCAGCUGAGCAGCGAGAUCAUGGACUACCAGAGCAAACUUAAGAUCUCCAGUGAAGAAUGCAGGAGCCUCAAGGGCCAGCUGGAGGAGCGAGGUCGGCAGCUGCGGGCCGCGGAGGAGGCUGUGAGGAAGCUGGAGGCCGCCCAGGCAGACGUGGGGGAGAAGCUGAGCUGCACCAGCAGGCACCUUGCCGAGUGCCAGGCCGCCAUGCUGAAGAAGGACGAGGAGGGGGCCACCCUGCGCCAAGACUUAGACAGGACCCAGAAGGAACUUGAAAAAGCCAUGACAAAGAUCCAGGAGUAUUACACCAGACUCUGCCAAGAGGCGACAGACAGGGAGAAGAAUGACCAGAAGAUGCUUGCUGACCUGGAUGACCUGAAUAGAACCAAGAGAUACCUGGAGGAGCGGCUGAUAGAGCUGCUCAGGGACAAAGAUGCUCUCUGGCAGAAGUCAGAUGCCCUGGAAUUCCAACAGAAGCUCAGUGCUGAGGAGCGGUGGCUCGGGGACACGGAGGCGAACCAGUGCUUUGACUGCAAGCGGGAGUUCAGCUGGAUGGUGCGGCGGCACCACUGCAGGAUCUGCGGCCGCAUCUUCUGUUACUACUGCUGCAACAGCUACACCGUGAGCAAGCACAGCGGCAAGAAGGAGCGCUGUUGCCGGGCCUGCUUCCGGAAGCUGAAUGAGGGCCCCGGGUCCCCUGACAGCACCAGCUCGGGCACCAGCCAGGGAGAGCCCAGCCCCGCCCGGUCGCCAGCCCAGGCCAUGCCCCAGACCCCCGGAGGCCAAGGCGCGAACAUAGGCUGCCGGCCGCCAGACGAUGCCGUGUUUGACAUCAUCACGGAUGAGGAGUUGUGCCAGAUACAGGAGUCCGGCUCCUCCUUGCCUGAAACGCCCACCGAAACUGAUUCCCUUGACCCAAACGUGGCUGAACAUUGUCAGAAGAAUCUUCGGAACUUGGGAGCCCAGAGUGUCAUCUGCCAUUAAGACCUUCAACCCCCUCUUCAACCCUUAGUCCCAGUCCCAUUCCCAGUGAAGGAGAACCUGGGGUCUUCAGAAUCACAGGUCAUUCUCUGGUGUCAGUAUCCUCGGAGUAGAGGAAGGAAAGCCCUUGCAGCUUUCAGACUCCCCAUUUGAGCUUUAGGCUGCAUGUGAAAGAAGAAAACAGAAUCUGUUCAUGCCUGAGAAGAAGCAUCCUGCCCCAGCUGCACCAUUUGAUAACUUCUCUGUGAGAAUGCGCAUGCUAAACACAAAACCUUCCUCAUCCAGAGGACACAGCCCUGCUCCCAUGACUUCCUGAGCGGCCUCUGCAAGCCCAGCAAGGCCUACAGCUGGAACAUUCUGGUGGCCUCCACGUUGUGAGAGGCCGAAACAGUCCUAGAAGUGUCCUCCGAACGCUUCCAUUGGUUUGAGACACCCAGGUAAGGGAGGCAGCCGGCAUCUUUCACAAGUUUCCAGAAGUUCUUCCGAAACUUCAGGCCAACAAAGGCAUAGAGCACAGGAUUAAGGCAGGCGCGCAGGUAGGCGAUGCCCUCUGUCACUGUGAUGGCGUAUUGAAAGCUGGUCAUGGAUUGGUACUCCCAGCUCGUGCUGCGGACGAGCUUCACGAGGUUGAAGGGCGUCUGGGUCAGCAGGAACACCGCCACCACCAGCAAGAUGAUCUUCAGAGACUUGUGCUUCUGGAAGCCUCGGGCCUGAAGCAGGGUCUUGAUGAUGACCGAGUAGCAGACAAUCAUGGCCAGCAGUGGCAGGAAGAACCCCAGUGACAUCUGGAUGGCCAGGACC